Hevea brasiliensis (rubber tree) is the source of this 366-nucleotide messenger RNA. RefSeq names its product precursor of CEP5-like. The transcript has a single exon. Gene Ontology annotation, biological process: regulation of leaf morphogenesis; nitrate import; root development. Gene Ontology annotation, cellular component: extracellular region. NCBI's taxonomy places the organism in Eukaryota, Viridiplantae, Streptophyta, Magnoliopsida, Malpighiales, Euphorbiaceae. Gene Ontology annotation, molecular function: hormone activity. Bases 1 to 366 code for a protein of 121 amino acids. The record is from RefSeq and is a predicted model, not a curated record.
AUGGCCCAAACAAACUUAUUCUUUGCCUGUGUUUUCUUUGUGCUGAUUUUCUCGCAAGAACUUCAGUCCAUAGAAGGAAAAAGGCACUUGAAGCUUGAGAGAAAACACAAAUUGUCAAAGCUCCCAACCUCUAAUAAGUUUGAAAGGGAACAGAAAAUUUUUGUCGAUAAGCAUAACGUGCAUGGUGAUAAUGACUCAGAUGUAGAAGUGCCUACUACUUUCUGGUCUCCACCUGCACCUCCGGUCCCAGCUGGUGAGGUUGUUGGCAUGCCUGGACUGUCACCCCCACCCCCUGGUCAUGUGGACGACUUCAGGCCCACUGCCCCAGGCCACAGCCCUGGCGUUGGACAUUCCAUUCAAAACUAG